Molecule: messenger RNA, 4173 nt
Organism: Myxocyprinus asiaticus (Chinese sucker)
Lineage: Eukaryota; Metazoa; Chordata; Actinopteri; Cypriniformes; Catostomidae
Product: rhotekin-2-like
Exons: 12
Coding region: 34-1974 (646 amino acids)
Biological process (GO): positive regulation of cell population proliferation; signal transduction; hemopoiesis
Source: RefSeq, a predicted model, not a curated record
CUAAGAGGGGCUUGACUCGGUGAAGAGGCCAGUAUGGAGCCACCGCGGGAUAUUCAAAAUUGUAAACGCAAUAUAUGCACUAGAUCUACAAUAUCUUCAUGUUCCUCUCUCGCCAUGGAAAUAAAAAGAAAGAAAAUCAGAGAAAGCAUGUUUUUUCCAAACGAGGACUGUGACAUUAAGGAAAAGCUGGACUUUGAGAUGCGAAUGAGAGCAGGGGCUUACAAGCUUCUAGUUGCCAGCACUAAGAAAGAGCAGGUGUUAGACGCAUCUAGGAGUUUGUUAACCUGCAAUGCCCGAAUUAAAGCCUAUAUGAGUGAGGCACAGAAGAGGAAAGAGCACCAGGACACCAGAAGGCCAUCAAACUCUCAGGAUCAAAUUCCUUGUAAGGGGAAGGUUGCCAUAUCUGGCCUGCGAAUUCCAUUAUUUUGGAAAGAUUCAGAACAUUUCAACAGCAAAGGGAGUGCACAGAGGGUGGCGGUCUUCUGUUUGAUGAAGAUUGGCUCAGAGAUUUUUGACACCGAAAUGGUGAUUGCGGACCCAUCAGUGACUGAUAUUUGUUUUGAGGGUGUCAAUAUUUUCUCAGAGGUUAAGCCGGACUUUGAACUAACACUGGAGCUGUAUAGCUGUGGACAAGAGGAGGAGGAGGAGGCAACCUUUGUCAACACUCCAAAAAAACUGGCCAGGAAGUUCCGCUCCUCUUUUGGCAGAUCUUCGAGCAGGAAACUCUGCCCUCUUCUGGAUGGAGGAGACCCAGACACUUUCCUCCAGUCCAACCCGAUUCCACAAGGUGCACGCUACUCAUUGUUGGCAUACACCACAUUGGGUUUAGAGCAUGCGGAGGGCUCUUUCCAGUCUCAUUCUCUCAUAAUCCUGCAGAAUGUGGAAGCUUCAUCAUGGCUGCCACUCUAUGGAAACCUGUGCUGUCAGCUGGUGGCACAGCCUGACUGUAUGACUCAAGAUAUGAUGAGUGGUUACCUGAGCCAACAGCAAAGCAUUGAUGGUUUGCAGCGUUGCUGUAAGCUUUACUGUGUGCUAAAGGCUGGAUGGCUUUCAUGCUAUUACUCUCCUGAGGAGAUUCAGGCUAAAGUGGAGCCCAGUCUCAUUAUCCCCAUAAAUAAGGAUACCCGUAUCCGUGCGCUAGACAAGGACCACCAGAGGUCUGGGUCUAGACUGAGCCUGAUAAACCCUGGAAAAGGAGACUCUGCUAGUCAUGUCUUUAAUGCUGACACACCUGAUGUCUUGCAGGAGUGGUUGGACGCCCUCUGGAAGCACAUAUAUGACCAAAGUCAGUGGCAGCAUACGUGCAACAAGCUCAUGGAAAUUGAAGUUCUUUCACCAAGAAAACCCCCACUCUUUGGCAUGAAGCAAGCUGGCUCUGUUUAUAAUGAUCUGAGCAUUGGAUCCCCUGGGAAAUUUGAGAGCUUGACUGACAUCAUUCACAACAAGAUUGAGGAAACUGAUGGGCGCUUUCUCAUUGGUCAUGAGGAGGACAGACAGCCUCCUCAAUGGGCAGCCCUUUUUGAAGGAUCUCGACCAAUGGUGGUACAAAAAAGUGUGCUGUCACCAGGUAAAGAAAGCAACCAGUCUGUUUCAAGCCCCUCCACGAGCAGCAAAAAGAAGAGGAGAGCCCCUCCACCCCCUUCUGAUAAAUUACCAUUCAUUCAGCCUACCAGCGUCUUAUCCAAUCAGGAGAAAGAGAACUGUAAGGGGGCAAGGCCUCGGACAGGGCGCCCGUCACUGGAUGCUAAAUUCUCUGCCAUCAUUCAGCAGCUUCAGAAAAGCCACGCGUCUUCUCGUAACAACGCACCUCUUGCACGAAUCGAACACCACCAGCACACUUACACUCCCAAAAAGAGGAAUGAGUCAGAAAAUCCUGAGAAAGCAUUCAGUCAGGAUCCUCAGGCACCUGUUCCUGCCCCCAGGAACAAACUGAGGAUGUCAUUCAGAGAGAAGAUGAACCCCAAAGCUUGGUGAAUGAAUGAGGCGUGAGACAUUUAUUUGUCUGCCCUCUCAUGAUUCAUUGAUUCAUUUUGGAAAGGUGAAAUUUCCUUUUUUUUUUUUUUUUUUUUUUGGGCAAAUUAUUCUUUUAAGAAAAACUCCCUUUUUUUAUUAUCUAUCUAUCCAGAUCAAAUUUCAGAAGUAUAUCAGAAUACAGUAAGAGAAUGAACAAAUGGUCUAUCAAGUUUUUCACUUUUAAGACUGAAUGACAGUUCACUUGUGUAUCACGUGUUUAACAAUAGUUGUCUGUAACAACCACUUAUGAUGUAACCACUAACUAAGCACUUUGUGGAUUUUGGCACAUAGGAUUAUGAAAGCACAAACCAGCUGUAGCUGCAUCAUUUCAGUUUAUUUUGCUAACAUGCAACCUUUUCUUUCAUCUCACAGAGUAAUAUAGUUAUAAUAUGAUGUACAUGUUCUACUUUUUGUUACUUAAUACACUAUCUUAAAGUAUCAGUGGGUAAAGAUACACUAGAAACUGGAUGAUCCAUUUUUUUUAUAAAUGUGCUUGAAACUGAAUUUUUUUUUAUGCAGUUGAGAAAUAUUUUAAGUCCAUUUUAAUGUUUUUUUUUUUUUUCUACUUCUUGUUGGACAACUUGGGCUGUGCUGUUCACACACUUAUCCACCAUAUUUGACCAAGUAGUUUAAAAAUCGUUUACAACCAAAUACAAAUUGAGGGACUGUAUAAAAUCUCAAUUUAGGGUAUAAUCUUGUUUCAAUGAUUUCUUUUUAAUAAUGUAUAGUAGAUGAUUGUAAGUUGCACACAUCUGAUGCAUUCCACUAAAUACUAUUGCAUAAUUUUUCAAGAAUAUUCAUAUUGUUAUGGUACGUGUUGUGCAAUACUUUAUGCUUCCACAAUUUGGAACUGUUUAAUGUAUGUUUUUGUAGCUCAGUGUCCAUCUUUUUGAUGUUUUAGUAUAAUUCACUCUGUAUUAAUCAAUUUCUUGUAUUGUUCUCUGGGCAAUAACUGGAAAAUGCAGUAACUCUUAAAAUGAAUUAGAUCUACACUAAAAAGUUCUGCUAAGAUGGCUUGUUCUGGUGUCCUUAUUUGGUAGCGUGCAUGGCUAGUAUAGAGAAGGCGUUUGUUAUUACAGGAUUUUGACUAGCAAUAUUACAGUAUGAAAAAAAAAAAACAUGCAAUCACACUGUUUAACCAUCACAGCCAAAACACAGCGCACUUAACAGUAAAUAAAUCUGUACUUCAUCACAAUUCCUUGAUUAAAUCAGACAACAAUAUAUAACAUUGUUUAUACUAAAGACAGUGCCUGUAGAAAAUCAUCACACCCCUUUGGAAUAGUCACUUUUUUUUUUUUCCUGUCUAACAUCCUGAGACAAAAAUGGAACCUUUUGGACUGAACUCCAAGCGCUAUAUGUGAAGAAAAAACAAACACAGAACAUACCACACCUACUGUGAAGCAUGGUGGUGGUAACAUUAUGUUGUGGGGGUGUUUCUCUUCAGCAGGGACUGGGCAAUUGGUCAGGAUUGAAGGAAAAAUGGAUGCUGCCAUGUUCACCCAAAUUCUUGAGGAAUAUCUGUGGCCCUCUGCUUGACAACUGAAGAUGGGCAGGUGGUUCACCUUACAACACGACCAUGACCAUAAACACUCCAUCAAAAAAACAAUGCAGUGGCUUAAGGAUAGGAAGGUCAAAGUCCUUGAGUGGCCAAGUCAGAGCUCUGACUUAAAUCCAAUAGAAAACCUGUGGAUGAACUUAGAGGGAAUUCCUUCACCUCUCACCCUGCAAUUUGACUGAACUCGAACAAUCUGCACGGAACAAUGGGCAAGUAUUCCCCAAUCUAGGUGCAUGAAGCUAGACAUAUUCAAACAGACUGAUGGCCGUCCUUAAAGCAAAAAGGUAGCUCUACGAAGUAUUAAAUCCAGGGGUAUGAUCACUUUUCAAACCCUUUUAUUCUAGUUUUUCCAUCUCUUAUACAUUUUUGGAACUGUUGCCUUUUUUUCGUUACUUACAUGUAGUAGGGCAAAAAAAGUGACUUUUCCAAAGGGUUAUGAUGAUUUUCUAUAGGCACUGUUUCUUUAUUAUCACCAUUUUUUUUAUGUUAAGAUAUAUUUCUAACAUACUGUAUUUAUUACUACUGUUUCAAGGAAAACAAACACUUAAGUUGUUUUUUUUUUUUUACAUUAUAAUGAUCAUGAGGUAUGAAAUCUUGCCUCUGGU